Messenger RNA from Scleropages formosus (Asian bonytongue), 1232 nucleotides. RefSeq names its product cyclin dependent kinase 1 (gene cdk1). Lineage: Eukaryota; Metazoa; Chordata; Actinopteri; Osteoglossiformes; Osteoglossidae. Gene Ontology annotation, molecular function: cyclin-dependent protein serine/threonine kinase activity; ATP binding. The transcript is spliced from 8 exons. Gene Ontology annotation, biological process: mitotic G2 DNA damage checkpoint signaling; protein phosphorylation; G2/M transition of mitotic cell cycle. Bases 79 to 987 code for a protein of 302 amino acids. Gene Ontology annotation, cellular component: nucleus. The record is from RefSeq and is a predicted model, not a curated record.
GUUCGGUUCAGUGCUGCUGGUUGGACGGUAGGAGAGUUGCCUCAGUGAACAAGUUUGAUCCCAAGAAGACUAACCCAAAUGGAGGAUUACUUGAAGAUAGAAAAAAUUGGAGAAGGUACGUAUGGUGUGGUGUAUAAAGGCAAGCACAAGUCCACAGGCCAGGUGGUAGCCAUGAAAAAGAUCCGCCUGGAGAGUGAGGAGGAGGGCGUUCCCAGCACUGCUGUGAGAGAGAUCUCACUGCUUAAGGAGCUGCAGCAUCCCAACGUUGUGUGCCUUCUGGAUGUUCUGAUGCAAGAGUCCAGACUUUACCUCAUCUUUGAGUACCUGUCCAUGGACUUAAAGAAAUAUCUGGAUUCCAUACCAUCUGGACAGUAUAUGGAGCCCAUGCUGGUGAAGAGUUACCUGUAUCAGAUUUUGGAGGGAAUCCUCUUCUGCCACUGCCGCAGAGUCCUUCACAGAGAUCUGAAGCCACAGAAUCUGCUGAUAGACAAUAAAGGCGUGAUCAAGUUGGCUGACUUUGGGUUGGCCAGAGCUUUUGGGGUCCCAGUGCGUGUUUACACUCAUGAGGUGGUGACCCUGUGGUACAGGGCACCUGAAGUGCUGCUUGGAGCUUCCCGCUACUCCACACCGGUGGACAUCUGGAGUAUCGGGACCAUCUUUGCCGAGUUGGCCACAAAGAAGCCUCUGUUUCACGGAGACUCUGAAAUUGAUCAACUGUUCAGGAUUUUCAGGACACUUGGAACUCCUAACAACGAUGUGUGGCCAGAUGUGGAGUCACUUCCGGAUUAUAAGAACACAUUUCCUAAGUGGAAGUCCUGCAAUCUUUCUUCUGUUGUGAAGAAUCUGGAUGAUGACGGAAUAAAUUUGCUUUCGAAAAUGCUGAUAUAUGACCCUCCUAAGAGAAUCUCUGCCAGACAGGCCAUGAGUCACCCUUACUUUGAUGACCUUGACAAAAGCACUCUUCCUGCCAGCACAAUCAAGUACUAAAUAUGAGUGGGGAAAAAAUAAUUUUCCACUUUUUCAGUUAUGGUUUUUCCUUGUUUGUUUGUUAUAUUCAUGUUUUGUUUUUUUUUUUUUUUUGUUAUCCACUAAAUUAACAACUCAGGUUGGAGGCCUUCUGUAAAUAGCCCUGUUUUAGAGCUGUGUUCAUAUGCUAUUUGGGUUCUCUGACAUGCAGUUUUGUGUAUAUUUGUUUGUGAAUUGUUUCAUUAAAGUGCACUUUUAAACCCAAA